Oncorhynchus keta (chum salmon) is the source of this 5894-nucleotide messenger RNA. RefSeq lists its product as uncharacterized. The record is from RefSeq and is a predicted model, not a curated record. The transcript has 3 exons. The coding region runs from base 230 to 2764 and encodes 844 amino acids. NCBI's taxonomy places the organism in Eukaryota, Metazoa, Chordata, Actinopteri, Salmoniformes, Salmonidae.
ACAACACAUCAACAUGUCAACAACAACAUUACAUCAACAUGUCAACAACAACAUUACAUCAACAUGUCAACAACAACAUUACAUCAACAUGUCAACAACAACACAUCAACAUGUCAACAACAACAUUACAUCAACAUGUCAACAACAACAUUACAUCAACAUGUCAACAACAACAGCGCAUUAAAAUGUCAACAACAUUACAUCAACAUGUCAACAACAACACAUCAACAUGUCAACAACAACAUUACAUCAACAUGUCAACAACAACAUUACAUCAACAUGUCAACAACAACAUUACAUCAACAUGUCAACAACAUUACAACAACAUGUCAACAACAACAUUACAUCAACAUGUCAACAACAACAUUACAUCAAUAUGUCAACAACAACACAUCAACAUGUCAACAACAACAAUACAUCAACAUGUCAACAACAACAUUACAUCAACAUGUCAACAACAACAUUACAUCAACAUGUCAACAACAACAUUACAUCAACAUGUCAACAACAACAACAACACAUCAACAUGUCAACAACAACAUUACAUCAACAUGUCAACAACAACACAUCAACAUGUCAACAACAACAUUACAUCAACAUGUCAACAACAACAUUACAUCAACAACAACAUUACAUCAACAUGUCAACAACAUUACAUCAACAUGUCAACAACAACAUUACAUCAACAUGUCAACAACAUUACAUCAACAUGUCAACAACAUUACAUCAACAUGUCAACAACAACAUUAUAUCAACAUGUCAACAACAACACAUCAACAUGUCAACAACAACAUUACAUCAACAUGUCAACAACAACAUUACAUCAACAUGUCAACAACACAUCAACAUGUCAACAACAACAUUACAUCAACAUGUCAACAACAACAUUACAUCAACAUGUCAACAAUAUUACAUCAACAUGUCAACAACAUUACAUCAACAUGUCAACAACAACACAUCAACAUGUCAACAACAACACAUCAACAUGUCAACAACAACAUUACAUCAACAUGUCAACAACAACACAUCAACAUGUCAACAACAACAUUACAUCAACAUGUCAACAACAACACAUCAACAUGUCAACAACAACACAUCAACAUGUCAACAACAUUACAUCAACAUGUCAACAACACAUCAACAUGUCAACAACAACAUUAUAUCAACAUGUCAACAACAACACAUCAACAUGUCAACAACAACAUUACAUCAACAUGUCAACAACACAUCAACAUGUCAACAACAACAUUACAUCAACAUGUCAACAACAACAUUACAUCAACAUGUCAACAAUAUUACAUCAACAUGUCAACAACAACACAUCAACAUGUCAACAACAACAUUACAUCAACAUGUCAACAACAUUACAUCAACAUGUCAACAACAACAUUACAUCAACAUGUCAACAACAUUACAUCAACAUGUCAACAACAACACAUCAACAUGUCAGCAACAACACAUCAACAUGUCAACAACAACAUUACAUCAACAUGUCAACAACAACACAUCAACAUGUCAACAACAACAUUACAUCAACAUGUCAACAACAACACAUCAACAUGUCAACAACAUUACAUCAACAUGUCAACAACAAACACAUCAACAUGUCAACAACAACAUUAUAUCAACAUGUCAACAACAACACAUCAACAUGUCAACAACAACAUUACAUCAACAUGUCAACAACAACAUUACAUCAACAUGUCAACAACAACAUUACAUCAACAUGUCAACAACAUUACAUCAACAUGUCAACAACAACACAUCAACAUGUCAACAACAACAUUACAUCAACAUGUCAACAACAACAUUACAUCAACAUGUCAACAACAACAUUACAUCAACAUGUCAACAACAACACAUCAACAUGUCAACAACAACAUUACAUCAACAUGUCAACAACAUUACAUCAACAUGUCAACAACAACACAUCAACAUGUCAACAACAACAUUACAUCAACAUGUCAACAACAACAUUACAUCAACAUGUCAACAACAUUACAUCAACAUGUCAACAACAACAUUACAUCAACAUGUCAACAACAUUACAUCAACAUGUCAACAACAACAUUAUAUCAACAUGUCAACAACAACACAUCAACAUGUCAACAACAACAUUACAUCAACAUGUCAACAACACAUCAACAUGUCAACAACAAUAUUACAUCAACAUGUCAACAACAACAUUACAUCAACAUGUCAACAACAACAUUACAUCAACAUGUCAACAACAACAUUACAUCAACAUGUCAACAACAACACAUCAACAUGUCAACAACAACAUUACAUCAACAUGUCAACAACAUUACAUCAACAUGUCAACAACAACAUUACAUCAACAUGUCAACAACAACAUUACAUCAACAUGUCAACAACAACAUUACAUCAACAUGUCAACAACAACAUUACAUCAACAUGUCAACAACAUUACAUCAACAUGUCAACAACAACAUUACAUCAACAUGUCAACAACAUUACAUCAACAUGUCAACAACAACACAUCAACAUGUCAACAACAACAUUACAUCAACAUGUCAACAACAACAUUACAUCAACAUGUCAACAACAUUACAUCAACAUGUCAACAACAACAUUACAUCAACAUGUCAACAACAACAUUACAUCAACAUGUCAACAACAUUACAUCAACAUGUCAACAACAACACAUCAACAUGUCAACAACAACAUUACAUCAACAUGUCAACAACAACACAUCAACAUGUCAACAACAACAUUACAUCAUGGUGUAUUGAAAUUCCAUUAGAUGAAACUGCAAAUAAUACUAAAGACGGUUUGUCAUUGGACUCAUGUCCAACCACCAUUGACUUCUCAAGGCCAGACAGAAAGAUCUGGUCACUUGGAAAAUACAGGUGGAUUAUUGUUGUGUGUUUUUCCACGAUAUUCUAAAUGUAUUACAUGUAUAGAGACUUGGGAGAGAUGAGGUAUUUGCUGAGCACAUUGUGAAAGUCCAACACUGGAUGUAUGAUACUUUGUUUUAUGAUUCUUCUCAUCACCAAUGCCUUUUCUGCCAUUGUUUUUUUAUAACUUGUUUAUGUAUGUUAUGGGUUCAACUAGGGUAACUAGAGGGUACAGUAACUAGAGGGUACAGUAACUAGAGGGUACAGUAACUAGAGGGUACAGUAACUAGAGGGUACAGUAACUAGAGGGUACAGUAACUAGAGGGUACAGUAACAUGUCAAUCAAAGCAACAGGUUUAUAUACUGUAGAUAUAUAUGAGUUAUCUGAUUGUGUUGUUUUAAGAGAAUGAGAUGUAAUGCCAUUACAGCCCCUUCUUCUCUCCCUGGCUUCUCAUUGACUAGCAACACUACACAACAAUACAAGACUGGGUUUAACCCAAGGAUGUAUAUAAACCCUGGAUUGCUGAUGCAUUGUAUUGGCCAGUGAGAAGCUUUGAAGCCAACGGUUGGCUAUAUUGGCACUCCCCAGAACUCCAUAAGAAUUAAAGGAAGUCGACAGUAUUUCAAUUAAAUGUUUCAAGGACAAAAUUCCAUCUAUUUAAGUAUUUUUGUUGUUGUAGUGGGGACAGUAACGCUAGUACUUUAAAAAAAUAUAUACUUUAAAGCGGCAAUAUGUAUGUUUUUAGGUGACCUGACCAAAGUCACAUGGAAAUGUGUGUUAUAGAUCUGUCGUUAUCAUUGAAAGCCAGGCUAAGAAGUGGUAUAUCUGUUCUAUGUGCGCUAUUUCUGUGCUUCCCGUUCUUAUGUUUAGUUUUUGCGUCUUUUACUUUCAGUUUAUUACACCAGCUUCAAACAGCUGGAAAUAAAAUAUGUUUUGUUAUGAAAAAGAUGUUUAGCAGCGGUUUAGAUGAUACAAUGAUUCUCAACCAGGAAAUGGUGGAGCGAUUGCUGCAUAGUGCAUAGUUUUUGUUGUUGUGAUAUCCAAUUGGUAGUUACAUGCUUGUCCCAUUGCUGCCACUUCCCUACGGACUCGGGAGAGGCAAAGGUCGAGAGCCAUGCGUCCUCCGAAAAACAACCCUGCCAGCCGCACCAAUGUGUCGGAGAAAACACCAUCAAGCUGGCGCCCUUAGUCAGCUUGCAGGUGCCCGUAUUCAGCUUGCAGGCACCCGGCCCACCACAAGGAGUCGCUAGAGCGCGAUGGGACAAGGAAAUCCCGGCCAGCCUCAUGGGUCUCCGGUCACGGCCAGCUGUGACACAGCCUGGGAUCGAACCCAGGUUUGCCGUGACACUUUAAGAACUGCGGUGCAGUGCCUCAGACCGCUACGCCACUCGGGAGGCCUGCAUAGUGCAUCUUUAAGGAAAUAUUUUUCCUUUUUUAUUUUUAUGUUUAGCUCACAUAUAAUAAUUAGAAAGUCUGCAUUAAGGUGUCUGUUAUAGAAUACAUGUUGAAAAACUAAUGUAGACAUUAAUAAAUGCAUUUUUAUAGCUUUUUACACCCCCCUGUAAGUAAUCUAGUGUAUAUAUAAAUCAUUGGUUUAACAAUGUAUUACAGCUCCCUGCAUAGUAUACUAUAAGAGUACUACAGACUAUAGUAGUGUAGUACAGAGUAUACUAUGUAUUUUGGCCAUGUAUGUUCUAGCUGUUUUCCAAAGACAUGACUGGUGUUUAUUACUCUUCAGGGUGUGUACUGAGACCUGCGGUACAUGUCAACACAACAAGCCAUAUGGACAGGGCAGUAAUACAUACAGGCCUAGAGGAGAUGCCAGUAGAUAUAGAAGGACAAUGUGCCGGAAUGUGCCCUAGUUUUAGUUUCAGAUGCUUUGUUUGGCGCCAUCUUAGUUUUUGGCGGCCAUUUUAGCUCCAGUGAGAAAACAGGUGAGAAGGGAGAAGGUCCUGCUGUCCUGAAGCAUCCCUGUGACAAAUUCUCUUGUUAUGGGUUGUAGCGGCAUCAUGUCAUGUAUUUUAAGCUUCCAUUACGCUCUGAGAAAUGUCAUUUCAUGAUCUGUAUCUUAAACUUGAAAGGGUUUACCUAGGGGGUUUACCUAGAGGGUUUACCUAAAGGGUUUACCUAGAGGGUUUACCUAGAGGGUUUACCUAGAGGGUUUACCUAAAGGGUUUACCUAAAGGGUUUACCUAGGGGGUUUACCUAGAGGGUUUACCUAAAGGGUUUACCUAAAGGGUUUACCUAGGGGGUUUACCUAAAGGGUUAUCCUAAAGGGUUUACCUAGGGUGUUUACCUAAAGGGUUAUCCUAAAGGGUUUACCUAGGGGGUUUACCUAAAGGGUUAUCCUAAAGGGUUUACCUAGGGGGUUUACCUAAAGGGUUAUCCUAAAGGGUUUACCUAGGGGGUUUACCUAAAGGGUUAUCCUAAAGGGUUUACCUAGGGGGUUUACCUAGAGGGUUUACCUAAAGGGUUUGCCUAUUGUUUAAUGACCCUAAUUUUGUUAUCAUUGCUCUAUUUUUCUUUAUUCUAGUUUCUGUGUAUUAGAGAGUUUGCAUUACCUUGUGAUUUCCGCAGAAGACUUGUUCGAUAGUGACUUUGAGUCUGUGGUGACUGUCUGACUGGGUAGAAUUUGCCCUAAGGUACUAUACCUCCACUCACAGCACCUUCUAACAGGAUCCUCCAAUGGACACAAUGGAGACGAGGACAAUGUGAAAUGUGGGGGUGUUCAUCUCUGCCUACAGAGAAACAUGUUUUAAAAGCAAAGGGAACAGAAAUAUGAUAAAUGUUGUCUAACUGAAUUUAGCAGCAGGUGUUUUUUCUUUGUGUUUAAAUAUAAAUAUAUAUCUCAACAGUCUGGAUAAAAGUCUUUCAGAAUCUAGUCCAGUUGUGGCCAAUAUAAAAUAUAUUUGAUUUGUUUAACACUUUUUUGGUUGCUACAUGAUUCCAUAUGUGUUAUUUCAUAUUUUUGAUGUCUUCACUAUUAUUCUACAAUGUUUGAAAAAAGCAAAAAUAAAGAAAAACCCUUGAAUGAG